Molecule: messenger RNA, 1662 nt
Organism: Acaulospora colombiana
Lineage: Eukaryota; Fungi; Glomeromycota; Glomeromycetes; Diversisporales; Acaulosporaceae
Source: the annotation of a GenBank genome assembly
GCCUCAAGAGAGAAUUCGUCCGCUUUGGCUCCAGUGUCGCUUAAAGCACAGAUGGAGGAGGAUGGAUUGGCCAUUUGGCUAGUAACUUUGCGAAAUACUCCACAGGAUGCUGAUGCAGCCAAGCAAGUUCUAUUUGAUUUACUUCCUACCGCUGUUGAAUUCAUGGCCACGAACCUCGACCUAUUGGGAACGCUUUGUCAAAUCAUGGAAAGCUAUCUGUUAUUGGACUACGCUCGAGUAUUACAGUUACAAGCCCUACCAUUGCAUCAAGCAUUUUUACAGGUGUAUCAGCAGGCAUUAUCUACCAAUAUAAAGGAUAUGUUAUCAGCAGCAAACCUCAUAGUUCAGCUGGCGCCCAGCGCAAUGUGGGGAGAGGCAAUGCAUAACUCGACCUUCUUUGCAAAGUUACUCGAUUCUGUAAUCGAAGAUAAAGGCAAACAAGAAAAUAGCCUUAUUCUCGUGGAGGUUCUGCACCUUUUUGCUCGGAUGAUUAUGAAAGAUCCAAUGGUUUUCGUUCAACUCGUCGCAGCCAGUUCCAGCACCCUUAAUCAACCCCCCGCUUAUCUCAUGAAUGGAUUCCUGGACCAAUGGUGGGCGAAGUUUGACUAUGUCGUCGAUGCUCCACGAAGGAAGCUUGUGGCAUUAGCUACUGCCCAGCUCUUAAGCACCGGAAAUGAGGAAGUAGUGGAUCGGUUAAAAUCAAUGGAGCCACUCAAUAUCUGGUUGGAUGUUCUUGGUGAACUCAAGGAGGCUUUAUCACAACGGCCAGAAGGGGAGGAGGAAGACUCCCCUUUGAUUCGAUUCUGGAAAGCUCAAGACGAAUUAAAUCUUCCGGAUCGCCUAGAAGAGGUUACAGAGACGCUAGAGAUGGAUCGAAGACGAGAGGUGGGUGCAUUCCUGUUUUUGGUUCACCACAGAACUAAACGGACUAUCCAGCUCUUUAAACGCGACCCUGUUCGCAACGUCCCUCUGAAGGAAUUUAUCCAAGAGAAAAUGCAGCAGGCUCAAGCGGCCGCUGCUGCUAAUGGUGUUGAUUUCCAAAAGGCGAUGUCAUUGCUCUCCAUCUUUGACCUGCUACCACCGUCUAGUUGUAAAAAUUUUGAUCACGCCUCGACCUCCUCUUCUACCUUGCGUUCUGUGAACCCUAUUCUAUGCGGUCAUCGGUAUUAUGCCAGUAGACAACCUUCAAGUUUUUCUCAACCAGAGCCGGGUCAGGGUCUACAAGCGGCAGCCAACGCACCAGUACCAUUUUUCUGGCGUCUCGUAGCUGUAGGGACAACAUUCGUCGCCUUUUAUUAUACAUGGCGCCCUCUCGACGACCCGAAAAAGGAUCCUCGGAACCCUCCGGACUUGGGUCCUCACCAAUUUACACGUUGCACCGUUCUCUCUUUGAAACCAGAUCCGCCUGAAGCUGGAAACAAGGCGGAUCAUGUCGUUAUACAGAUGAAUGUGCCUGUGCGCUUUCUGCCCGAGGAUGGUUCAUAUUUAGCGAAUGCUAUUCAUCACGUAUACAUCAAGGACGACGAUAUGCAAAUCGAAAGACCUUAUACGCCAUUAAAUGGGAUAGGAGUAGACGGGAAAAUGGACUUUUGGAUUAAAAAGUAUCCUGGAGGGGAGGUGUCGAAUUGGCUAUCCAGGUUGCCGCGUCACCGGAACAUAGAA